Messenger RNA from Pyricularia grisea, 1039 nucleotides. RefSeq lists its product as uncharacterized. The transcript has 2 exons. Bases 65 to 547 code for a protein of 160 amino acids. NCBI's taxonomy places the organism in Eukaryota, Fungi, Ascomycota, Sordariomycetes, Magnaporthales, Pyriculariaceae. The record is from RefSeq and is a predicted model, not a curated record.
GUUUUUAUUAACAGUGCUAUCGCCUGCUUGAAAAGACAGAUUUUUCCAGAGGUUUUUUUUUUAUAUGUAUUUUCAGACUCUGGUUGUUUUCCGAAAUACGCCGCCAUCCUCGGAAACAAAGUCGAGCCGAAGAAAAGACCUGUCCGGAUUGCCGAUCCUUGUUUUCUUGUCCUUCGGUCAACUUUUUUCGGUUUAUUGGCUUUACGGAUCCUUGGGGUAUCUAGCCCAUCCAACUUCUCAUUGCCCACAAACACAUGUCCUGCUAGUUUUUAGCAGCUUAUCUACGGGCCGUUGGCAGUUAUUUCAGGUAAAGAAGUCAGCCAAGCCAGCGAGCCAGCUGCAACUAGUUCUAGAUUGGCUACUCAAGCCCUUGCGCCAACUUCUUUUAUUUAUUAAAGCGUUGCCCAGCAUAGCACGCAACAUAACAGGGUCAAUUACUUGUCAGUUUCAUAGCAGGCAAACUUGUGGUGGCGGACGAGAGAGGCAGAGGCUUGACCUGUAUAGCCCUGGAAUGUUACAGCGGCCUAUUCGUGUACAUGGUACCUAACUCACACUACGUUUUACCGUCAGACAUUUACUCAUGCGCAGCUUAUAAAGCCCCAAACUAAAGAAAAGCAACACCUGGCCAGUCAACUCAGCGCCGUUUAUCUGCAGAUGCUUUUUUGUCAUGGUUGCAGUAUUGGUUGAUACUGCUCCAGCGGGAUCUCGAUGGCAAUUCCCCGGAGGCUUUCAUGACGGAUUUUUCCUUCCUACCAUCCAUACCGAACGCAUCGUCCGUUCUCCUUGGUUUUGUUGUUUGCCCUAUGCGCUCAAUGGUCAUGUUGUUGUCUGUGCACAUCUCAUGUUAGAUUACGUCUUUUCUCCUCUUUUUGUCACCUCGCGUUACCACAUGCCAAGUUUGUUCGACGUACACACUAAUGAACACUCGGUCUCAUCGGAUGACUGCAUCUGAAAUUGUUGCCCAGAAGAGGAGGAGGCUGUACUCGCUCCCUCGCUCAAGAUUGCCAAAUUGGUGCCACUGUGCAAAGUAUUAUAGCAU